AUGUCUGCACUUUUGGAAGAUAUCUUCGAUGUGAAGGAUGUUGACAAGGAUGGUAAAAAGUUCGACAAAGUCUCACGGUUAUUUUGUGAGAGCGAAUCUUUCAAGAUGGGUUUGAUUUUGGACAUACACGCACUUAUCUACAGUCUGACAAAGGGUGAUAAGUUCCGCAUGGUACUUACGAAGACAUUGUUAAACGACCUUGGUGUGGAUGCAGAUGACGAUGAUGAAGAUGAUGCCGCAGAUGAGACAGAUGAAAAGUUGGCAAACAGCAAAAUGGCUGAAUUCGAUUAUGUGUGCUACGGCAAAAUCUACCGAAUAGAAACGCAAGACAGUGGCAUUGAUGCAAGUCGAAUAUCAUGUUACGUUUCCUUCGGUGGUUUGCUUAUGCAGCUUACAGGGGAUGCUAGUAAUUUGCAAGGAUUUCGUGUUGGCAAACAUUUAUAUCUGAUGAUUAAGAAACUCGCCUUUUAA
Trichobilharzia regenti is the source of this 471-nucleotide messenger RNA. Lineage: Eukaryota; Metazoa; Platyhelminthes; Trematoda; Strigeidida; Schistosomatidae. The record is from the annotation of a GenBank genome assembly.